Messenger RNA from Candida tropicalis MYA-3404, 3039 nucleotides. RefSeq lists its product as uncharacterized. The transcript has a single exon. Lineage: Eukaryota; Fungi; Ascomycota; Pichiomycetes; Serinales; Debaryomycetaceae. The coding region runs from base 1 to 3039 and encodes 1012 amino acids. Gene Ontology annotation, molecular function: protein binding. The record is from RefSeq and is a predicted model, not a curated record.
AUGUAUAUCGAGAAUUCAGUCAAUGAAAGGUAUACUCGUACUUUAAAUUUUGGAUGUUUCCCCAAAAAUGUCUUGCAAUUCCAAGACACUCAAGAUUACUUUCAACAAUUGGUGUUUGUUGAUUACCAAUUAGAGUUGUUGAUUGAUAAUGAAUUCAACAAGAAUGAGUUGUUAUCUUUAGAAAAUUUGUCCCAACUUGAACAAAAUCCAAAUAGUGUAAAUUCGGCUAAUGAAAAAUUACAACAGUUGAUUAAUUAUGCCAAGUCAAUUAGUUUGAAUUAUGAAAAUACAUCCAAAUCUUAUGAUGAAAACUUGUAUUACGUCGUGUUAAUGGCGCAUUUGUAUUACUUGGAUGAUAAUUUGAACCACAUGAAUAAGCUUUUGGGAUCUAUUGCUGUCCCAUUUCAAGUUUCUAAAAAUGCAAACGCUUCUAAUUCCAGUGUGAAUCAAAAGGAGUUUAUCGAAUAUUUAACUGUUAGAUAUUAUGUGUUGUUGGGAUUAGUUGGUGGGAAUAAUUCUAAUGUUUGGUUAGAAUAUUUACAGAAUUAUAGAAAACCAUUUUCUAAAAGUCAAGUUGUGGCAAACCAUUGGUUGGAUUUAUUAUUUCGUAAUUUGUCCAUCAAUUUGAGUAAAAAUGGUACCAUUCCGUUUUCUUUUGUCAAUCAUUUGAGAAAUUUAUCAUUUUUCAACAACAAAUUAGCCAUCAUUGCAUUUUCAAAUUAUUUAUUACGUCCAGAAAAUUACAAAUUAAUUAAUAACUCGUUCAAGAGCGACUAUACUACAUUUUUAAUCAAUGAAAUUGAAGAAAAUAUUCUUGUUAAAAGUCAAUUCCCCAAUGCCAUUACCAAUGAUACGACUGCUAUAGAAGUCAAUGACUAUAUAAAUAACCUUUAUGAAUCUUUGAGUUAUGUCCCAUUCAAUUUGUCAAUUUUAAAACCAAGCUUAUCUAAAAAGUAUCUUCUUGAUGCUACCACCAAAACAUACCAGAGUCGAAUUGUUUUGUCUAAUUUGAUCUAUACCUUGAUUGAUUUGAAUGAUUAUGACGAAGCAUUAGCAGUGUUUAAGACAUAUAUUGAUUAUUCCAAAAAAGAUCAAGAAUUGAAAGGAGGUUAUAUUGAUGAUAUUUUAAGUAUCAUAGACACUUACAGUACUUGUGUGAUUCAUUUUAAUCCUUUGAAAAGUUUUAAAGAUCAUAAGAAGUUUCAAUAUAAUCACGAUUCGAUGGUUCUGGAAAUGUUGAAACAAUUUGUGGUUGAAUUGUUGGGUUACAUGAAGAAGUUGGAAGAAUUAAUUGAUUUGUCAUAUGACGAUGACAAUCAUGCUAGUGAUAGAAAUCCAUUGAGUUUCUUGUACCGAAAGUACAAUAUGAACAUUUUACAAUCAGACAAUUCGCAAUUUAUCGAAUUGAUUUCAAAAGCAUGGUACGCCAUUGGAUACUAUUACUAUUAUUUGGCCAAUUUUGAAAGCUCCAACCAAUCACUCUUGAAUGCAAAUGUCAACUUGGUAUUGAAAUACUACAAGAAUAGUUUAAUUGUCAAUUCAACCGGGAAUGUCUUUUACUUGUUUAGUUAUGCUUUGGCUUUGGCCAAUUCCGGAUCAUUGAAAUCAUCAUUAAAGUUGUGUAAAUUCAUAUUGAAGAAAUAUCCUGAAUCAUUCAAGACUUGGAACUUGUUAGUUUUAUUGUUGACUUCUUUUGAUAAUGAUAACGCCGAUGUUGUUAAACCAGCCACCAAUUUUGAUAAUAUUUUACCCUCAGACUUAACCAAUGGCAAUAGUAUUGACGGUCAAACAACACAACAAGAUCCUAAUGGAUAUGUUGCUCCAAGACCUCAAAUGAGAGAGCCAGAAAGAUUCAUUAAUAAGGCAUUAAAUAUAUCCGGGUUGUAUGUUAUGAAACAUAAACAGCGAGAUAUCAAGUUGACUGCCGAGACAAAGUAUGAAAUCUUACAAUUAAAAUUAACCCAAUUGGCUGUUUUGGAAUCUAUUCAUGGGUCUCAAUAUAUGAUUGAUUAUUUAUCUGAAGUAUUUAUUUUAUAUCAUGAACUUUUUGAAGUUCAAUUGAAGAGUGCACCACAUGUUGCUCAAUCGUCAAGACAAUUCGGAGCCUUGGAUAAAUGGAGUCAUCGACCAAGUUUUAUUGAUCCAUCACCAAAUGCUCAAAAAGUCAAGCAUGAAUCAUUUAUUCCACCAGUACCAAAAUUUGAAGAGUCAGAUUUGGAACCAAAAAUGAGUAAUCAUUCAAAGAGUGGAUCUUCAAGAGUUGAUAAAUUAAAGAGACUUUCAAAUAUAACUUCAAAAGACGGGGCAAUUGGUAGAAGAGGUUCUUCUAUUUAUUCUUCAGUACAUCUGAAGAUUAAGAAACCAGAGCUGAAACAUAGUAGUAAUGGUAAUGGUGUAGUCAAAUCACCUCCAUCAAUAACUACUUCACCAAAACCGGCAUCUGUUGAGAAUUUCAUUCCUGAAGAGACUUCAGCUCCAUUAAAAGCUACUGAUAAUAUAACUGAAAGAAAAAUCCUUCAAGAAAUUUGGUUAUGGACUAGUCGAGUUUUCUUGAAGGCAGGAUUAAUUGAAGAAUGUGAACAAUGCAUAGUGGAGGCAGAAUCGAUUUAUGAACCAAAUAUUAAAACAUUUACUGCAUUAGGUUUUUUAACUAGUAAGUCAAGAAAAUUUUUAUCAUUACAAGAAUUUGAAAGAUCAUUGGAAAUUUUAACAACUGAUUCAACUUAUAAGUAUAAUAUUAAUGAUUAUAAUUUGACCCUUUUAGGAAUUGCCAAAUUAUUUUUAGUUGAUGAUGAACAGAAAAAUUCAUUAUUUAUAUCCAAUAAAGAUUUAAAUAUUGGAUUGAUUAGAUUGAAAAAUUUACUAGAAGAUUUCUCAAAUGUAUGGAUGGGUGGAUAUAAUAAUGUUGAAGUUUGGUAUUAUUUAAGUAAAAUUUACCAAUUUAUCGAUGAUAAAAUAUUAUUAACCAAGAGUUUAUGGAAAUGUAUUGAUUUAGAAGACCAAAGACCCGUUAGAGACUUUAUUUCAUAUGAGUUGUAA